Molecule: messenger RNA, 2466 nt
Organism: Oldenlandia corymbosa var. corymbosa
Lineage: Eukaryota; Viridiplantae; Streptophyta; Magnoliopsida; Gentianales; Rubiaceae
Source: the annotation of a GenBank genome assembly
UGAAACUGAAGAUAUGUUGACUCAGCCACUCAAGUCUCUCUCUUUAAAUUCCCUCCUCAUUUCUUCAACCUUGGCUUCUCUACGCACUUUGUUCUCUUCUUCUUCUUCUUCUUCUUUCUUGAUCACACAGAAAACCAAACAAACCAUGAAAUUCCCAUCUUUUUCUUUGAACUUCUCGCAACAUAACAACAUUCUUUUCAUACGAACAAUCCUGAUUUUGUUAUUCAGUUGUGCAACCAUUAGAGUUGAUUUCUGUUUCUCAAGUUUCCAAUCCUCAUUGCAAGAGUUGCCUCUUGAAGGGAAUUUCAGCUUCAGUGAGAAUGAAUUCGCUGCAAAAGACUUCGGGAAUCGAUACCAUUUCCUUCCCCUGGCAGUUCUGCAUCCGAAAUCAGUUUCUGAUAUUUCCACAACCAUCAAACAUAUUUGGGAUAUGGGGCCUUUUUCAAAGCUCACAGUUGCAGCCAGGGGCCAUGGUCAUUCCACCAGGGGUCAAUCACAAGCUGAUCAGGGAAUUGUGAUCAAUAUGAGGUCUCUCAGGGAACCCGAAAUGCGAUUUAGCACCGGAAGAUUCCCUUUUGUUGACGUCUCUGCCGGCGAAUUGUGGAUUAAUAUCUUGCAUGAAAGCUUAAAGUAUGGAUUAGCCCCAAAGUCCUGGACAGAUUACCUUCAUCUUACAGUAGGAGGUACUCUGUCCAACGGCGGGAUAAGCGGCCAAGCAUUUCGCCAUGGCCCCCAGAUCAGUAAUGUCUACCAGCUUGAGGUUGUUACAGGAAAGGGAGAAGUAAUCAACUGCUCAGAAAAACAGAAUGCUGACCUGUUUCAUGGUGUUCUUGGAGGACUCGGACAAUUUGGCAUAAUAACUAAAGCUAGAAUAUCACUGGAACCAGCACCAAAGAUGGUGAAAUGGAUCCGGGUGCUGUAUUCGGAUUUCUCUGCAUUUACCCGAGACCAGGAAUAUUUGAUAUCAGCUGAGAACACAUUUGAUUACAUUGAAGGCUUUGUGUAUAUUAACCGGACUGAUGUUCUUAAUAACUGGAGAUUAUCCUUCACUCCAGAUGAUCCAAUUGAAGCCAGCAAAUUCAUAUCAGAUGGAAGAAUACUGUACUGCCUUGAGUUGGCCAAAAAUUUCAAUCCUGACAACAAGGCGGAUACUAUAAACCAGGUAAAGAUAUAUCUCUUUCAUUACUUAAUUGAUCAUCCCUUGUUGACAAAAUCUGAUAAUUUUGCUUAUUCAAAAUGCAGGACAUUGAAGGCUUACUAUCACCAUUGAGUUACAUCAGGUCGACGCUUUUCAUGUCAGAAAUCUCUUACGUCGAAUUCCUGGAUCGAGUUCAUACAUCCGAAUUAAAACUUAGAUCAAAAGGGUUAUGGGAUAUUCCACACCCCUGGCUAAAUCUUCUGAUUCCAAGGAGCAAGAUCAAACUUUUUGCUCAAGGAGUUUUUGGCAACAUUCUCAAAAACACAAGUAAUGGCCCUGUGCUCAUCUACCCAGUCAACAAAUCAAAGUAAACAACAUUUCAUUAUCAUCAUCAUUCCUCAGAAAUUAAUCUCAGAUAAAAAAUUUUCAAAAGGGUCUUAACUGUUCUGUUCAUAAUUCUUUCCAGGUGGGACAAUAGAACUUCAUUUGUUCUUCCAGAAGAAGAAGAAGAAGGAGAUAUUUUCUACAUGGUGGCAAUCCUUUUCCAUGCAACAACUACUGAUGGCUUAGAAUACUUCUUAAGUUUGAACAAAAGAAUUCUAGAUUUCUGUGAAGGGGCCCGCCUUCGAGUCAAGCAAUAUCUUGGUCUUUAUAACACGCAAGAACAAUGGCAGGACCAUUUUGGUCAACAACGUUGGCAAGUCUUCGUGCAGAGGAAAUUAACAUAUGACCCUUUAGCAAUCCUUGCUCCUGGCCAGAGAAUUUUCCAAAAAGGGUUGUCAGUUUUAUGAAAAAAAAUGCUUGCAAAAUUGCCACAAAAUGGGAAAGAAAGAAGCAUUCUUGAGCAAAAGCCAAGAAAUUUUGAAUCGCAGCAGAUUGCUAGUCGGCCGCGGAUUUCUACCAAAGCAGCUGAAGGAGCUUGAAAAGCAAUAGAUGGUUAGCAGAAAUUAGUGUUGAUUAAUGAUGAAUUGAAGUCCCAUAUUUGUUAAUUAUGCCUUCUCUGAAAAUGUAAGUGUAUAGUGAGGAGGAUGGCUGGAAGUAGUAGUUCAGAUUGUUCAACUAGCUAGCAAAAUUUAAGAUUUAAUGUUAACAUAUGUGUAGAUGGAAAGAUGUUUAUGGAAGUGUUGGAAAAUAUAGGAACUUUGAUUAGUGUUUACUCUUAAAUUUGUGGUUCUUGAUCACUUAAAACAAACACAAUUUAUCAAACUCACUUGAAGAGUGAACAAAUCUAGACCAGCUGAAAUGAUAAUUGCAGGGCCUGCUUUGAGGUUGCAUAUUUACCGGAAAGUUAACCAUAUUGACUAUCCACCACCCAGCUUUCUCUUCCC